AUGAAUACCCCAAUGAGAGAUAGAGAAACUAAAGAAACGAAAACAGAAAAAGCAUUUGAGAAAGAGCGAAUAUCCUCAUUUAUUUGUAAUUGGUCUGCAUUUGAUGAAACAAGAGGUGCACGUACAAUUACAGAACAUCAAAAAAUAUUAGGCAAUGCAAUAAAAGCUGCAUGCGAACUUAAGGUUGAUUCAGCUAACAAGAGAUCAAUUACAAUUGAAGAUGCUGAAACACAAUUGGCAAAUGCGUAUACGUUCUUUACCGAGUACGGGAAAGAAACAAAAAUCAUUGAUGAAUGUAAAGCAAAUGUUUCCGUACAUGAAAAACAACAGUAUGUGUCAAAAUUAAAAAGCGAAUGUAUAGAAUGGGGAUUGGGAUAUGCUCAUUUAUUCGGUACUGACCAAAUUACUCCCUAUAUACACGUAUUCUCAACUCAUUUAUUUGAAUUUUUCGAUCAUUUUGACAAUUUAAACACAUUUAGUUUACAAGGGGUUGAAAGACUCAAUGAACUUCUUACUCGAGACUAUUUUGUCGGUUCGAAUAAGAAGGGGGAGUAUUUUCGGCAAAUGUUAAAAAGACGUUUAUGCCAGAUGCUAUUACUAUUGACAAGAACACAACUUGCUCAUUUACGUGAUGCUAUCUCAAAACAAACAUAUGAUGUUGAUUAUGAAACACCAGACGAAGAAGAGGAAAGUUUGUUAGACAUUAUUGAUUUUAACGGAUCGUUCGAUCAUAAAAGCGAUGAAAACAAUCAGCAAAAUGAUCUACCUUCAGAAAAUGAUCAUAAACAUAAAACCUUAUCAAACACAACAGAAUUAUCUUCAAAUGAAUCAAGUGAAUCUCUCACACUUCCUCUUUCUAAAAAUUCUUCACCACCUCGUUUGACAAUAUCAGCAACAACAACUGCUACGAUUAAUGAUAAAAGAUUCAUGAUUAACAACACGUAUCGGAUUGAAAGUGAAUGUACCCACGCCGAAUGUUCAAAGAAGAUAAUCCGAAAUAAUCAUGUGGAAUUAUCACUCAACAAAGGCGAAUCUAGCACGUUUCCAGAGCUAAUAGAAGAAUUUGAAUUUGAAACAGUAAUUCCCUGCCGCUAUAAAAUUAUCGACAAUUAUUCAGGUGGUGAAAUAUUAUACAAUGGUCAAUGGGCGUUUGAUACACGAGAAGAAGUGGAUGCUAUUACAAAGAAAAGUAGAUUAGUGUAA
Messenger RNA from Didymodactylos carnosus, 1203 nucleotides. Lineage: Eukaryota; Metazoa; Rotifera; Eurotatoria; Philodinida; Philodinidae. The record is from the annotation of a GenBank genome assembly.